GGCUGAGUUUCAGACUCUGUGAAUCAGGCUGCAUUCAGCAGCUAGUACAGUUUCUGCAGCCAUUUUUCCCCUCUGAAUCAGAGAGGACCUUUCACAAUCCAUUGCAUCCUGCUGCAUCUAAAGCAACAUUAGCUCCGAGACCCCGUGCAGUUUAAUCUAGAGACUUUGCUAAUCAUUUAUAUGCCUGCAUUUGUUGACUUUGUCUUUUAUUUUGUGUUCAAAUCCCGGUUUGAAGUUAACCAUUUUUUUUGCCCCUCUCUCUCUCUCUCGUUGCAAACAAAAGGGGGAGAGUGGGGGGAAGAUUGCAGCUUUGCAAAAAAAUGCCAAAAGGAGUUUCCCCAGCCCCGGGCAGGGGAAUUAUUGGGGUGGUGACUGGUUCCCAGAAAAAACUUAGCAAUGUGGAAAAUGGGAGUACGGGGCUAUGUAGCCCCCAAAUCCCUACCAUCCCUGCCAGUUAUUUCACUCAAAUUGCAGGAGCAGUGUACUCUGAUCACAGUGAUUGUUUGUAUGCAACCCCUCAAGGACCUGAAGUUAGAACAAUAAGGACCAGCACAGGGCGCCUGCCGGCAAAACGCAAAUUGGACCUGGAAGGCAGCGGUCAUCAGUAUUUACCGGAAUUUCGAACUCCGAAAGGCAAAGGCAAAAUGCCGGCCAGAAUACCCAGUCCGAAAACUCCCAAGUCUCCCGGGGAGAAGACUCGAUAUGACACCUCGCUUGGACUUCUGACCAAGAAGUUUGUCCAUCUCCUCAGCGAGUCUCCAGAUGGUGUCCUGGACCUGAACCGAGCAGCGGAGGUCCUCGAAGUCCAGAAGAGGCGAAUUUACGAUAUCACCAACGUUCUGGAAGGAAUUCAACUCAUCCGGAAAAAAUCCAAAAACAACAUUCAGUGGAUGGGCCGCAGUCUGUUUGAAGACACAUCGGUGGUGGCGAAGCAGCAGUGCCUCAGGCAGGAUCUGACUGAUCUCAUGAGGAAGGAGCGCUCCCUUGACGACCUCAUCCAGAACUGCAGCACGCAGCUGAAAAUGCUGACAGAUGAUGAGGAAAAUCAGAGGCUAGCCUAUGUCACAUACCAAGAUAUUCGCUCAAUUGACAGCUUCCAGGACCAGACAGUGAUCGCGGUGAAAGCACCACCGGAGACAAGGCUAGAGGUGCCCGAUGUCUGUGAGCAGGAGAACCUGCAGAUUUACCUGAAGAGCACUAACGGUCCAAUCGAGGUGUACCUUUGUCCAGAGGAAGCAAUGGAGGAAAACAGCCCAAUGAAGUACAGCACACCUAAGAAGGAGGAGGGUGCUGUCUCUGCAAUUCUCCCAAAGGUUGAACCGGGGACACGUGCUCCAGUCCAGAGUGAAACAGAAUGUCCGAAAAUUGCCUGCAAACUUGAAAUUAAGGAGGAAGUUCCAGAUGACCUGAAGCCAGUUUUGCCGAGCUCGCUGCUGGACUGUGAGGAUGGGGUGCUCGGCCUGUCACAUCACCUCCUCCAGCAGACAGAGGACCAACUCCCCUCCACGUCCUAUGGCGAUACCCCUUUUGUCAGCUUCUCACCGCCCUUGGACCGGGAGGAUUACCUGUGGAGCCUAGAGGAUGGCGAAGGGGUCAGUGACCUCUUUGACUCCUAUGACCUUGAUGAGCUGCUGCGUAACUAGUCCAUUUGACCCUACGACAUCCCACCCCCACCCUCAGAUCCCCUGCUCCAUCAAAGGCUCCAUCUUCCUGAAGGUGAUGAAUGACUUUUAGAGAGAAGGCGUUCGCUCCCAACGGUCUACCCAUGAAUGUUUCAAGGGGCAAUAGCGGACUUCUUGCUGAUGUCGUCAAGGCAUCUUGGGAGUUAGCAGGAGCGUGAUGAUCCCAGUGUCUGGAAUCACAGGGAUUGGCUGUGGGAGCCGGGAGGAACGUGCAGAGGAUCUGCUCCUUGUGACUUGUAGUCUGUGCUGCCUUGAGUUUGGAAUGGGGCUGUGUCAAAGAGGGAGUCUCGCCACUCUGUCACUGUUGACAUGUUUGUUGCUGGUUUUAUCAAAUUUGACUGUAUUGAUGCUCAGUCAUUUCAGGCCCAGUUUACAAUUCGUGACAAAUUUUGAGGUGAGCAAUGGGGCAGGCAAUGCAAUAUGUUGGGCUGCCUUUCCCUGUCACCACUAGUUUUAAAAUAAGCCUUGCCCUCCGAUCUUCCUCACGUUUUAUAGAUUUUGGGUGAGUCAUCUGUCUUUUAUUCCCAGCUUUCUUACUCCCCUGCCUUUGAGCUGUGUGAAUGUUACUCUGGCUCCACUUGAAAACAAUGAAAUACAUCACUAACCAUUACCCUAUUGUAUUGCACUGUGCCCCUUCCAUAGUUUGUACCUGUCUUUGUCUUGUUUCCAAUUAGUGCGCUCGCUUCCAGAGGGAUCAUGUGGAGGUAGGUUUAGGAUUUGUGGGUUUUGCAUGGUGGAUUUCACUUUGCUCCAUUAUCUCCUCUGGCUCCUGAGUUUCUGCCAUUGGUCUUUCGCGUGACCCAGCAUGUUGGCUUUUGUUUACAAAGCUUGUAGUUUUUUGGGUCCCCAGAAUAGGGUAAUCUGUAAAAUCGUCAGAGACUGAGCACAGGAUUUACUUCGCUCUUAUAUGCAAUUCCCAGGAAAUCAAAAUAUGAGUUGUUUUUUUUUCCCCCAAGUCCUGUUUUCUGAUUUGGGAGCUUUGGAAACUGGGCUCAGCCGCCUCUCCCAGACUGUGAGUGGGUAGAUGUUGGAUGCAGCCUGGGUUGAAUCAGUAAUUAGAAAGUGAAUUUGAGAUCACCAUCCAAUCAGCCACGAUCUAAUCGAAUGGGAAAGCAGACCUGGCUCAAGGGGCCCAAUGGCCUGCUCCUUCAAAUUCUUGUGUUCUUUACAAUUUCAUCCCCAGUGUGGGUUAGUCCCAUUUGGCCCAUACCCCUCUAAACCUUUCCAUUCCAUGUGCCUGUCUAAUUGUAUUUUAAAUGUACCCAA
Molecule: messenger RNA, 2948 nt
Organism: Chiloscyllium plagiosum (whitespotted bambooshark)
Lineage: Eukaryota; Metazoa; Chordata; Chondrichthyes; Orectolobiformes; Hemiscylliidae
Gene: e2f2
Product: E2F transcription factor 2
Biological process (GO): regulation of transcription by RNA polymerase II
Cellular component (GO): RNA polymerase II transcription regulator complex
Molecular function (GO): DNA-binding transcription factor activity, RNA polymerase II-specific; protein dimerization activity; RNA polymerase II cis-regulatory region sequence-specific DNA binding
Source: RefSeq, a predicted model, not a curated record